Molecule: messenger RNA, 1997 nt
Organism: Perca fluviatilis (European perch)
Lineage: Eukaryota; Metazoa; Chordata; Actinopteri; Perciformes; Percidae
Exons: 4
Coding region: 241-1929 (562 amino acids)
Source: RefSeq, a predicted model, not a curated record
UUUUUGGUUCUCUAAUCAGCAUGUUGGAUUCUAUGACAGAACCUUCACUAUUAUGAUGAUGUUGAUGUCAUAGUUGUACAUUCUGUUCUCCGGGAGCUUCAGGUUCAGCUAGAGAAUCUCUCUUAUUUGGUAUCUGGACUGCUCAGCUAUACAACCCCUCUAAUAAGACUUAUUCGUUCACUACGUUCAACAAACCCGUUUACUGUUUUUCUCUCGUUCCGAACUUGACUUCUCUUCAAAAUGGACACCCGCUUCAUUGUUGAACAAGUCCAAAGAAUGAGACCGUCCUCUUUCUCAGAGGAAGAGCGGCACCGCUACAAAGCAGAAAAAAUGAUGCUGAGGCAGUUUCUGCUCAUGAAGCAGCAGGAUCAACUUCCUGAUUAUUUAUCAGUCGGAGACAUGAAGACCUGGCUGCUGACAGGAAGAAGCUUUCUGGAGGAGUUUCAGGAAAUAAUUGACAGGACAGGGAUUGAUCAUCUGUUCACAGCUGAAGUGGCCUGGACCACGGCGAGACUCUUCUGUCUCGGUCAGAUGGAAGAAGAGCUCCUGGAAGAGCUGGACAAAGAACGGUGUCUUUCCCAGCUGUUCAGCAGGAAGGUCACACUGGAGGGCCUUCAGAUGCUUGUCUCAGUCAUCCACCCGAAAGCAGAAAAGGAUGCGCAAACCUACCUUUCAGCCCUGCACAGCAAGCUGCUUGACAUCUUUGGUGGCAUUCAGAUCGCCAGCGGCCCGCUCUAUGCAGGGGACGCCAAACCAGCAGAGCUCUUGGAGCUGGAACAGAGUUAUGCGGCGCUGGUACCAGAGGUGGUGGACACUGCUCUUAAGUUCCUCCUGGAAGAACCAGAGCGGGAAAACAAGAGUGAAGCCGCCAGCGCUGAGAUUGGCAAACUGCUGACUAACUCAGCAUUUCCCUGCCUCUCUCGGUUUGGAAGGGUUUCUAAAACUCUUCUGCUCCGUGUCUGCACCAAAGAAGCUCAAUCCAUGGUCGAAGCCAUCUCUAACAGGUUCGACAGGUGCUCCAAGUCCUUCAAGCUGAUGGACUAUGAUGAAAGCUAUUACAGUGCUACAGAGGGCGUCAUCUCUGCCAUCCAGGAUAUGGACCGUGAAAUGCAGACUGAUGCAUCCAUCCAGGCUCACUUUCAGCUGGAAGAGGGACCCGUGGAGGAGAGGGAGGCUUCUCCAUGGGUUGCUCUGGAUAAAGAGGUAGACUUUAUACCAAAAGAUGUUACGGAGGACACGUACAGAAAAGUCGAGGCAACCCUCGUUCAGGACUCUGUCGUCCAGAAUAUGGCCAAUGACGAGCAGAUGGAUGCAUCCAGCCAGGCUCAAGUUCGACUGGAAGAUGGACUUCUGAAGAAGAGGGAGACUUCUCUGGACGUCUCUCCUUUGGAGGAGCUGGAAGAGGGACCCGUGGAUGAGAUGGAGGCUUCUCCACGCAAUGCUCUGGAUGAAGAGGUUGACACUUUCCCAAAUGAUGCGACUGAGGACACAUACAAUAAAGAGGACACCCUGGUUCAGGACUCUGCCAUCCAGGAUAUGGACCAUGAAGUGCAGUUUACUGCAUCCAGCCAGGCUCACCUUCAGCUGGAAGAGGGACUUCUGGAGGACAGGGAGGCUUCUCUUAAGGUCUUUUUCUCAAAGGAGCUGGAAGAGGGACUCGUGGAAGAGAGGAAGGCUUUGCCACGAGACUCUCUUGAGGAGAUGGCCACCAUGUUAAGCCUAGCUGAUGGGGACACAUCUUCUGUCACACUGGAGACCAUUGUGGCUGUGAUCUUGGAUGAUAUGGAAGUACUGCAGCAGGGGGAAGUGGAGGAAUAUGAGACACAGGACUUCCUGGUUCAGGACUGUGAUAAGAAGAAGAAGAAGGGAGUGCGUGCCUUUUUCUGUGGUUUCCGGAAGAUGAUGACAUGUUGCUUUUGUUUCCACUAAGCAAUAAAUCACAGCACUCCCUCUGCAAUAAUAUUGUUAAAUACAUUCAAUAAAACUAUUCAUUUUAA